This is a messenger RNA of Ricinus communis (castor bean), 949 nucleotides long. RefSeq names its product stress-response A/B barrel domain-containing protein UP3. NCBI's taxonomy places the organism in Eukaryota, Viridiplantae, Streptophyta, Magnoliopsida, Malpighiales, Euphorbiaceae. The transcript has a single exon. The coding region runs from base 43 to 846 and encodes 267 amino acids. The record is from RefSeq and is a predicted model, not a curated record.
ACUGUCACAUUCGGACGCUCUUUACAUUUAUCAGAUAACACUAUGCCCACUCUACUGUCCGCACGCUCACUCUUUUCUUCCUCAGUUUCCCACACUUUCUCAUCUCCCAAACACUCCCUAAAGAAUAAGUUCCUCUCUUUCUCCUCAAUUAAACCUUACUCUCGCUCCCAAAUCAAAAUGUCCUCAACAGCCAUUGAACACAUAGUCCUCUUCAAAGUCAAAGAAACCACCGACUCGACCAAAAUCAACACCAUGCUCACUUCCCUAAACGGCCUCGUUUCACUCGAGCCCGUCCUCCACCUCGCUGCCGGCCCACUCCACCGAGUGAAAUCAUCUCCGAUUCCGUUCACUCACAUGCUCCACAGCCGUUACUCUUCUAAAGACAACCUAAACACAUACUCCUCUCACCCUAGCCAUGUCAGCGUUGUUAAAGAGAAUGUUCUCCCAGUCUGUGAUGACAUCAUGGCCGUGGAUUGGAUUGCUGAUGAUGUUGACGCUGGAAAUCUGGUUCCACCUCCAGGAUCUGCAAUUAGAGUUACGUUUUUGAAAUUAAAGGAAAACUUAGGGGAGGAAGUGAAAAAUGAGAUUUUGGCUGUUAUCAAAGGCAUCAAAGGGAGUUUUGGGGGGGUUAUUAAGCAACUUACUUGUGGAGAGAAUUUCUCACCUGGGAGAGCUAAAGGUUAUUCAAUUGCGUCGCUUGCGGUUUUUGAUGGAUUGAGCGAAAUGGAAAUUGUAGAUGCUAAAGAAGAGAUGGUGAAUUUGCACAAAGAGAAGGUUAGGGAUUAUUUAGAGAGUGUCAUUGUUGUUGAUUAUGUUGUGCCGUCUCUACAAUCUGCAAGUCUUUAAUUUUGUCCUUUGGUGUUUUGCAAUGUUGUAUGUGCUGUAACUGGAUAAUAAUUUACUCCAUCUUGAAUAAUUUUAAUAAUCACAAUCCUGCCAUUUUACAAAA